CCAUGUGCAGUCUGGACAUAAAAUGUUGAUAAAUAUAUAUAGGCCUAUCUACAUUAACAUUAAUCAAAUAACAUAGAACGACAGCUCUUCAGUUGAAAUAUUUGCUACUACGGCAUAGCAGGCUUUUAUAACCAGUUAUAUUACAAAAUCGUCAACUUGAUAAAUUUUGAACAGGGGGCAAAUUAAGACCGGGGUAUGAGCACAAAAAACUAACAUAUUAAUACAAAUUGGCGUUUAAAAGCCUUUUUCAGGUUAAAGAAUUUAAAACAUGACAUACAAAAUAUUUCAAACCGUGUCGACUGUUUUGGUAUCAUAGGAAUUGAAAAAAGGGGAAAGGAGGUAAUUCAACAGAAACUUGAGAAAAAUAACCAACAGUGAUGUCAGUUCUUGGUGUAGGUCUUCGACGCAUCGUUCGCCCUGUUUCAGUGAUGCGAAGAUGUUGGUCUGGGGCGAAAAUAGUGUGUCCUAGCAGAUAUACUGUGAAAAGGACACACGUACCUUCUAGUUUAUGUCGACAUCUUUGUGACCAAAGGUCACCGGAGCACCUUGAGGUGAUGACAAAUGAAGAACAGGAAGAGAGCUGUCCAACAGAGCAGGAGGAUGUUGAAGAUCCUGAAAAACCUCCAAAAUCCUUACCGUUACCCUCCCAGGAAUUCCUUGACCUUUUGAACGAUCGUCAAUUGGACCAUUACAAGACUAUUUUAGAUAAAUACGAAAACUUUUGGCGUAUCAAAUUUGAUGAUGUGAAGGUGCCUUCUGUCCUGAAAGAUUCCAACUGGAGAUUCAUCCUCGGAUUUGGGACAUCUAAGACAUUACAAGUUUUAAGAAUGCUUCAUAGCAGGGAGGCAAAGAAAAAACUGAAACGAGAAACAAAACCAAAAGAAAAAAAUCAAAACGUCAUCAUGCACAGUCACACCUUACCAAACAAAAGUUCACAGAAAGCUUAUGAUAUCCUGAAGACAUACAAGGCCAUGGAGUAUGGCCAACAGCUUGUGUUUGACCUUGGUUUUAAAAUUGAUGCUGAAGUAACUCACAUUUUUAGGGAAGAGAGACGAAUCAAAAAGCAAAUAAACCAAAUAAUACAUGACAACGCCAGACAAAGAUUUCCAUUUCACUUGGUGUUCUGUAACGUAAAUGAGCAAACUCGCAGUAUGUUGGAGGAAGCGGCUGGUGAUAUUCCCAUUACAAUCACAGAUCAGUGCUACCUGAGCAUGUUCUCAAGGAAAGACCUUGUAUACCUUUCCCCUGACGCAGCGACCGAGCUCGAAACUUACAACCACAAUUGUGUUUACUUAGUCGGUUGUAUUACAGACCUGGAAACCAAGCCGUUGACAAAGAGCAAGGCACAAAAGCAGGGUCUCAAACAUAUGAGUUUCCCUAUCAGAAGAUACCUAGGAAAUAUAAAGUCUCGUAUCCUAACUCUGGACCAAGUCGCUAAUGUACUUCAUGACUUGAAAGACACAGGUGAUUGGAUGACGGCUUUAAAACACGUUCCUAAGCGCUUCAGACAAACAGAAAACAACAGUUCCAGCAUGAAGAAAAAAAAGAAAAUGAUUUGACAGUCCAAAUAAACUUAUUGAUUAUUGGUCAUUUUUAUAUAUUACUACCCCAAUACAAGUUUGCUUUGGUAUGUACUCCGUAACCAUGGAUACAAAAAGUGCAUGGGUAUAGAUGCCCUUAGCCACGGUUCAUUUGACUAUUGCUGAACAGUAUAGUGCUGCAAUGAUAUAUUAGUAUGACAUUAAAUUCUUAUCACAAUAGUAACAAUACUGUGGUCACAAUACGAUAGUUAUCAUGAUACAUAUAUACAUGUAGUAACAGUAGAAGCAAAGAGAAAAGAUAUAUUGCAAAUUUUUAAUGGCAAUAUUUCAAUAGAAAAUAAGACUUCAUCAAUAAUGGGCAUGACUUAAAAGUUUCACACAUGUUACGUCUUACAACGCGUAUGCUGAGCUGAAGCUGUCACUCGCCAUAUUUGAAGGGAUAUGUGUAGACUAAAUUCAGAAAACAACAAAAUCCAAAAAAUACCGUACAUGUAUAGGUGUAUUGCGACCUCCCAAAAAAUAUUGUGUAUUGUACCGUAUUCAAAAUAUGGUGAUAUAUUGUUUCGGCCCUACUGAAUAGAUAUUUAAGUUUAAGAAAAAAAAAUUAUCAACUUUUAAAACACAAAAAACUUGUGAGGAAUCAUGUCCCACUAGUAAACCAAAGGUCCUAAUGUCACGCUACCACAAUUUGUACAGUGUCAAAUUUUUCAGUAAUAUUUGAAAAUCCAGAUUUCAAGUGAAUCUCUUAACAUGAUGUUUACUUCACAUGUGACCCUUGUACAUUAGUGUUACCAAUGUAUAUCCCUUUCCAAAAUUGCCUUUAUUUCACGUAUGUCAUGGGAGUAUAUAGUGCUCCACAAUGUGGUACUGUUGAAGAUUGUAAUGUUUUUUUUGUAUAAUUGUGUCACUGAAGUGUGGAGCCGCAUAUAAACAUUGUAUUUUAUACAAAACUUUCUAUUAAAUUCCAAAGAAGCGUAGACAACACAGCAGAAUCUUUGUGUCAAAGCUUUGUGUUUUUAAUCAAGAAUAAAUUCAUCUAUAAGCACCAGGAUUCUGUCUUGUUGUCUUGCUAUCAGUGGGACUCUGUAAAAGUAUCAUCAUCUGAAUUUCACCGGAUUUUCAACUGCAAAGGGACGGUGUCUCAAAAAUCCCUAAAGUGAAAACUUUCUAAGUCAGUAAAUCUGUGAAGCAAGAUCACAGCAUUGUGUGGCAUUUUUAAUAAAACUCCACACAGACUACAUGUAUAUAUUAAGUAAGUUGAUGGAGAAAAACACCUGCUAGGACUUAAUAUAAUAAUAAAUCAUUCAUAGCUAAGAGAAUCGGCAGUGUUGCUUUCCAUAUUAACUCCAAAAGAAACUUAUUAAGUGAUUCAUUAUUUGCAUGACAGAAUAAUAAAAACA
This is a messenger RNA of Mizuhopecten yessoensis (Yesso scallop), 2941 nucleotides long. RefSeq names its product mitochondrial ribonuclease P protein 1 homolog. Bases 378 to 1559 code for a protein of 393 amino acids. Gene Ontology annotation, cellular component: nucleus; nucleoplasm; mitochondrion. The transcript is spliced from 4 exons. NCBI's taxonomy places the organism in Eukaryota, Metazoa, Mollusca, Bivalvia, Pectinida, Pectinidae. Gene Ontology annotation, biological process: mitochondrial tRNA 5'-end processing; positive regulation of mitochondrial translation. The record is from RefSeq and is a predicted model, not a curated record. Gene Ontology annotation, molecular function: tRNA binding.